Messenger RNA from Phodopus roborovskii (desert hamster), 5990 nucleotides. RefSeq names its product transient receptor potential cation channel subfamily M member 3 (gene Trpm3). The record is from RefSeq and is a predicted model, not a curated record. The transcript has 28 exons. Gene Ontology annotation, cellular component: membrane. Gene Ontology annotation, biological process: monoatomic cation transmembrane transport; protein tetramerization. Lineage: Eukaryota; Metazoa; Chordata; Mammalia; Rodentia; Cricetidae. Bases 487 to 5595 code for a protein of 1702 amino acids. Gene Ontology annotation, molecular function: monoatomic cation channel activity.
UGGCUUCAUUUUUGUUCCUUUUUGCUCUCUUCCUGGCUUCCCCCCAAAACAAGAGAGAAAAGCAAAUGGCCCGGGUUCCCCCCCAAUGCCUGACCUGCGUUAGCUGGGAGGAGAGCGGGAGAGGGAGCGCGCAUUCUGGAGCAGGCUGCUCUGACUCCGACCACAGGCUGUUUUGUGCAGCCUGUCCCUCUCCUUCGAAAUCAAGCAUCCCCUCCCCGAAGCAGCAGGCAGUGUGCCUCCAUUCGGCCACAUUUGGUAUGCAUGAGCAAGGCUGCAGGGAGAGGGGAGGUGGCUUUCUUAAGAAGGUUCAGGGGCUCAGGAAACGCCACUUGACUAGACUCCCAAGUUCCAGGAAGCCUCUGCCCUAAUGGAAUUUGCAGGUGUGGAGAUGACCAUGGGGUGCCAGGGUCGUGGGGGACCGUUUAUUUUCUAGGCAUUGUCCAGAUUUGCAGUCUCUUGUCUUCCCGGUGGAAUUUGGAAGGGGUCAUGAAUCAGACUGAUGCUUCUCGACCCCUAAAUUGGACAAUCCGGAAGCUAUGCCACGCAGCCUUCCUCCCAUCUGUCAGACUUCUCAAGGCUCAGAAAUCCUGGAUUGAAAGAGCAUUUUAUAAAAGAGAAUGUGUUCACAUCAUACCCAGCACCAAAGACCCCCAUAGGUGUUGCUGUGGGCGCCUAAUAGGCCAGCAUGUCGGACUCACUCCCAGUAUCUCUGUGCUUCAGAAUGAGAAAAAUGAGAGUCGUCUCUCCCGAAAUGACAUCCAGUCUGAGAAGUGGUCCAUCAGCAAACAUACUCAGCUCAGCCCAACAGAUGCUUUUGGGACCAUUGAGUUUCAAGGAGGCGGCCAUUCCAACAAAGCCAUGUACGUCCGAGUAUCUUUUGAUACGAAACCUGAUCUCUUGCUACACCUGAUGACCAAGGAAUGGCAACUGGAGCUCCCUAAACUUCUCAUCUCUGUGCACGGAGGGCUGCAGAACUUUGAACUCCAGCCCAAACUCAAGCAAGUCUUCGGGAAAGGGCUCAUCAAAGCAGCCAUGACAACCGGAGCGUGGAUCUUCACAGGAGGAGUCAACACAGGUGUCAUUCGUCAUGUUGGAGAUGCGUUGAAGGACCAUGCAUCUAAAUCUCGAGGGAAGAUAUGUACCAUAGGUAUCGCCCCCUGGGGAAUUGUGGAAAACCAGGAGGACCUGAUUGGAAGAGAUGUAGUCCGGCCAUACCAGACCAUGUCCAACCCCAUGAGCAAGCUCACCGUUCUCAAUAGCAUGCAUUCCCACUUCAUCCUUGCUGACAAUGGGACCACAGGAAAAUAUGGAGCAGAGGUGAAACUCCGCAGACAACUGGAAAAGCACAUUUCACUCCAGAAGAUAAACACAAGAUGCCUGCCGUUUUUCUCUCUUGACUCCCGCUUGUUUUAUUCAUUUUGGGGUAGUUGCCAAUUAGACCCAAUUGGAAUCGGCCAAGGGGUUCCAGUGGUGGCACUCAUAGUGGAAGGAGGACCCAACGUGAUCUCCAUUGUUUUGGAGUACCUUCGUGACACCCCUCCUGUACCAGUCGUGGUCUGUGAUGGGAGUGGACGGGCAUCCGACAUCCUGGCAUUUGGGCAUAAAUAUUCAGAAGAAGGCGGACUUAUCAAUGAAUCUUUGAGGGACCAGCUCUUGGUGACAAUACAGAAGACUUUCACGUACACUCGUACCCAAGCUCAGCAUCUGUUCAUCAUCCUCAUGGAAUGCAUGAAGAAGAAGGAACUGAUCACAGUAUUUCGAAUGGGAUCAGAAGGCCACCAGGACAUUGAUUUAGCUAUCCUGACAGCAUUACUCAAAGGAGCCAAUGCAUCGGCCCCAGACCAACUGAGCUUAGCUUUAGCCUGGAACAGAGUUGACAUCGCUCGCAGCCAGAUCUUUAUUUACGGGCAACAGUGGCCGGUAGGGUCCCUGGAGCAAGCCAUGCUGGAUGCCCUGGUUCUGGACAGAGUGGAUUUUGUGAAAUUACUCAUAGAGAAUGGAGUAAGCAUGCACCGUUUUCUCACCAUCUCCAGACUAGAGGAACUGUACAACACGAGACAUGGGCCCUCAAAUACAUUGUACCACUUGGUCAGGGAUGUCAAAAAGCGAGAGUAUCCAGGUUUCGGUUGGAUCUAUUUUAAGGGAAACUUGCCCCCGGACUACAGAAUCAGCCUCAUAGACAUUGGCCUGGUGAUUGAGUACCUGAUGGGCGGGGCUUACCGCUGCAACUACACGCGCAAGCGCUUCCGGACCCUGUACCACAAUCUGUUUGGCCCCAAAAGGCCCAAAGCCUUGAAACUGCUGGGAAUGGAGGAUGACAUUCCCUUGAGGAGAGGAAGAAAGACAACUAAGAAGCGUGAAGAAGAGGUAGACAUUGACUUGGAUGACCCUGAGAUCAAUCACUUCCCAUUCCCCUUCCAUGAGCUGAUGGUGUGGGCUGUCCUAAUGAAGAGGCAGAAGAUGGCCCUGUUCUUCUGGCAGCAUGGAGAGGAGGCCAUGGCCAAAGCCUUGGUAGCCUGCAAGCUCUGCAAAGCCAUGGCUCAUGAGGCCUCUGAGAAUGACAUGGUUGAUGACAUUUCCCAGGAGCUGAAUCACAACUCCAGGGACUUUGGCCAGCUGGCUGUGGAACUCUUGGACCAAUCCUACAAGCAGGAUGAGCAACUGGCCAUGAAACUGCUAACAUAUGAGUUGAAGAACUGGAGCAAUGCCACAUGCCUGCAGCUGGCCGUGGCUGCCAAGCACCGUGACUUCAUUGCACACACGUGCAGCCAGAUGUUGCUUACUGACAUGUGGAUGGGCCGGCUCCGCAUGCGCAAGAACUCAGGCCUCAAGGUAAUUCUGGGAAUUCUACUUCCUCCUUCAAUUCUCAGCUUGGAGUUCAAGAACAAAGACGACAUGCCCUAUAUGACUCAGGCCCAAGAAAUUCAUCUGCAAGAGAAGGAGCCAGAGGAGCCAGAGAAGACCACAAAGGAAAAAGAUGAAGAGGACAUGGAAUUAACAGCGAUGUUGGGGAGAAACAACGGGGAGUCAUCCAGGAAAAAGGACGAAGAAGAAGUCCAAAGCAGGCACCGACUAAUCCCCGUGGGCCGAAAAAUCUAUGAGUUCUACAAUGCACCCAUUGUGAAGUUCUGGUUCUAUACCCUGGCAUAUAUCGGAUAUCUGAUGCUCUUCAAUUACAUCGUUCUAGUGAAGAUGGAGCGCUGGCCUUCCACUCAGGAAUGGAUCGUCAUCUCCUACAUUUUCACUCUGGGAAUAGAGAAGAUGAGAGAGAUCCUGAUGUCAGAGCCCGGCAAGCUGCUGCAGAAAGUGAAAGUGUGGCUGCAGGAGUACUGGAACGUCACAGACCUCAUAGCCAUCCUUCUCUUCUCCGUGGGAAUGAUCCUUCGUCUUCAAGACCAGCCCUUCAGGAGUGAUGGGAGGGUCAUCUAUUGUGUGAACAUCAUUUAUUGGUACAUCCGUUUACUAGACAUCUUCGGCGUGAACAAGUAUCUGGGCCCAUAUGUAAUGAUGAUUGGGAAAAUGAUGAUAGAUAUGAUGUACUUUGUCAUCAUUAUGCUGGUGGUGCUGAUGAGCUUUGGGGUCGCCAGGCAAGCCAUCCUCUUUCCCAAUGAGGAGCCAUCUUGGAAACUGGCCAAGAAUAUCUUCUACAUGCCAUACUGGAUGAUUUAUGGGGAAGUGUUUGCAGACCAGAUAGACCGUAAGCAAGUUUAUGAUUCUCAUACACCAAAGUCAGCUCCCUGUGGCCAGAAUGAGACCCGAGAAGAUGGCAAGACAAUCCAGCUGCCCCCAUGCAAGACAGGAGCAUGGAUUGUGCCAGCCAUCAUGGCCUGCUACCUCCUGGUGGCAAACAUCCUUCUGGUCAACCUCCUUAUUGCCGUCUUCAACAAUACAUUUUUUGAGGUAAAGUCAAUAUCCAACCAAGUAUGGAAAUUUCAGAGGUACCAACUCAUCAUGACUUUCCACGAGAGGCCAGUUCUGCCCCCACCACUCAUCAUCUUCAGCCACAUGACCAUGAUAUUCCAACAUGUGUGUUGUCGGUGGAGGAAGCACGAGAGUGACCCAGAUGAAAGAGACUACGGCCUGAAACUCUUCAUAACUGAUGAUGAGCUCAAGAAAGUACACGAUUUUGAAGAGCAGUGCAUAGAGGAGUAUUUCAGAGAGAAGGAUGAUCGCUUCAAUUCAUCCAAUGAUGAGAGGAUCCGGGUGACGUCAGAAAGGGUGGAGAACAUGUCCAUGAGGCUGGAGGAAGUUAAUGAGAGAGAACACUCUAUGAAGGCUUCACUUCAGACUGUGGACAUCCGGCUGGCACAGCUGGAAGAUCUCAUCGGGCGCAUGGCCACAGCCCUGGAGCGUCUAACCGGUCUGGAGCGGGCAGAGUCCAAUAAGAUCCGCUCAAGGACCUCCUCAGACUGCACAGAUGCAGCCUACAUCGUCCGCCAGAGCAGCUUCAACAGCCAGGAGGGGAACACCUUCAAACUUCAAGAGAGUAUAGACCCUGCAGGUGAGGAGACCAUGUCCCCAACUUCUCCAACCUUAAUGCCCCGUAUGCGAAGCCAUUCUUUCUAUUCAGUCAAUGUGAAAGACAAAGGUGGUAUAGAAAAGUUGGAAAGCAUUUUCAAGGAAAGGUCCCUGAGCUUACACCGAGCUACUAGCUCCCACUCAGUAGCCAAAGAACCCAAAGCUCCUGCAGCCCCUGCAAACACCUUGGCCGUUGUUCCUGACUCCAGAAGACCUUCGUCUUGCAUAGACAUCUAUGUCUCUGCCAUGGAUGAGCUCCACUGUGAUAUAGACCCUCUGGAUAAUUCCAUGAACAUCCUUGGGCUGGGCGAACCUAGCUUUUCAGCUCUAGCGCCUUCCACAGCCCCUUCAAGUAGUGCCUAUGCAACCCUUGCACCUACUGACCGGCCUCCAAGCAGGAGCAUUGAUUUUGAAGAUCUCACCUCCAUGGACACUAGAUCCUUUUCUUCAGACUAUACCCACCUCCCAGAGUGCCAAAACCCUUGGGACACCGACCCUCCAAUGUACCAUACCAUCGAGCGUUCCAAGAGUAGCCGCUACCUAGCAACCACACCUUUUCUUCUGGAAGAGGCCCCCAUUAUAAAAUCCCAUAGCUUUAUGUUUUCUCCUUCAAGGAGUUACUAUGCCAACUUUGGGGUGCCCGUGAAAACAGCAGAAUACACAAGUAUUACAGACUGUAUUGACACAAGGUGUGUCAAUGCCCCUCAAGCGAUUGCUGACAGAGCCACCUUCCCUGGAGGUCUCGGAGACAAAGUAGAGGACUUAUCUUGUUGCCACCCUGAGCGAGAAGCAGAGCUGAGCCAUCCUAGCUCUGACAGUGAGGAAAAUGAGGCCAGAGGCCGGAGAGCUGCCAAUCCAAUCUCCUCUCAGGAGGCUGAAAAUGCAGACAGAACCCUAUCCAACAACAUCACAGUUCCUAAGAUAGAGCGCGCCAACAGCUACUCAGCAGAGGAGCCAAGCGCGCCAUAUGCACAUACCAGGAAGAGCUUCUCCAUCAGUGACAAGCUUGAUAGACAGAGGAACACCUCAAGCCUACGAAAUCCCUUCCAGAGAAAACAUCCUUUUUAUUCAGUAUAAGCCGGCAGCAAGCAGUUCUACCUAACGUCCCACAUCCUUCUCAUGCCAACUUCUGUAAUUGGUCAUUAUAAAGAAAAACAAGGUAACAGUCAUAUGUACAGUUCACCUGUCUCUUAUAUAUUCACUUCUGGUGCCACAACUGUUUAUCUCUUUAGAAGAAAAUAAGGGAACAGAAAUGCCUUUUUUUUUUAUUUUUGUCUUGCAAUCAAAAUGAAUGAAGAAUUGAUGUUGAAAGCAAAAGUCAUAUGAUUUAUAAUAUACCAUGGGCAAUCAAGUAUAUAGUCAAGCAAGCUCAGGAUGAAUGUAAUUAGAUAUUUUAUAUUUUUAAGUUAUUUUGUAUCUCACCUGUCAUCAGUGAAUUCACUCAUCAAAUAUGUAAUGUUGAACUUUAAGAA